AUGAAAGGGCCUUUCGAUUUCUUCAGGGAAGAUGAAGAGAAGACGAACUCAAUCUCUCCGGUGCCGCGCGUCGUUGCAACGGACGUGGAUGAAGACGACGUCAACGUCGAGGAAAAGCCGACCGGUGAGAGGAAGAAGUGUGAGAUGACAGAGGUGUCGGCGUCGGACAAGGGGAGACGGCGGAGGGGAAGAUUCAUGGCGGUGUCGAGCUUCGGCUAUCCGACUUUCUGCGUCGUCACUGACGGCGGUGGUUCUGCAGCUUGUCCGGAGGGAUAUCUUCCUAUUGCUUUAGUGUCCUUUGCUUUGCUUCCUUAA
Molecule: messenger RNA, 315 nt
Organism: Striga asiatica
Lineage: Eukaryota; Viridiplantae; Streptophyta; Magnoliopsida; Lamiales; Orobanchaceae
Source: the annotation of a GenBank genome assembly